CCCCGAGCCGGAGUUUGCCGACAGCCGAGGCGGGCGCGCGCGCGGGGCGGCGGCUCAGAUGGAGAAACUGAGGCCCCAGGAAACGAAGUGAGCUCAGCCCCGCGGCCAGCAGCUGGAUCAUUCUGGCUGCUGUCUCAUACGAGCCACGGGGGUGAAGGCAGAAGCCGGGAGACCCUGAAGAGGCGACCGCGCUGGUCUCGGUCUCCCCGGAGCGGAUCUCCCCUCGCUCAUGCCGCUGGGACUGGGGCGGCGGAAAAAGGCGCCGCCUCUGGUGGAGAAUGAGGAAGCCGAGCCGGGCCGCGGCGGGCUGGGUGUGGACGAGCCGGGGCCCCUGGGCGGCGGCGGCGCGGGUGGACCCCAGCUGGGCUUGCCCCCGCCGCCGCCGGCCCUGCGGCCCCGCCUCGUGUUCCACACCCAGCUGGCGCACGGCAGCCCCACGGGCCGCAUCGAGGGCUUCACCAACGUCAAGGAGCUCUACGGCAAGAUCGCCGAGGCCUUCCGCCUGCCGGCCGCCGAGGUGAUGUUCUGCACACUCAACACCCACAAAGUGGACAUGGACAAGCUCCUGGGGGGCCAGAUCGGCCUGGAAGACUUCAUCUUCGCCCACGUGAAGGGGCAGCGCAAGGAGGUGGAGGUGUUCAAAUCCGAGGACGCGCUGGGGCUCACCAUCACCGACAACGGCGCCGGCUACGCCUUCAUCAAGCGCAUCAAGGAGGGCAGUGUGAUCGACCACAUGCAACUCAUCAGCGUGGGCGACAUGAUCGAAGCCAUCAAUGGGCAGAGCCUGCUGGGCUGCCGGCACUAUGAGGUGGCCCGGCUGCUCAAGGAGCUGCCCCGAGGCCGCACCUUCACGCUGAAGCUCACGGAGCCCCGCAAGGCCUUUGACAUGAUCGGCCAGCGCUCGGGUAGCGGCCGCCCGGGCUCCGGCCCCCAGCUGGGCACUGGCAGAGGGACCCUGAGGCUCCGAUCCCGGGGUCCUGCCACGGUGGAGGACCUGCCCUCGGCCUUCGAGGAGAAAGCGAUUGAGAAGGUGGACGACCUACUGGAGAGCUACAUGGGCAUCCGAGACACGGAGCUGGCAGCCACCAUGGUGGAGCUGGGCAAAGACAAAAGAAACCCGGACGAGCUGGCCGAGGCCCUGGACGAGCGGCUCGGCGACUUCGCCUUCCCGGAUGAGUUCGUCUUUGACGUCUGGGGCGCCAUUGGGGACGCCAAGGUCGGCCGCUACUAGAGGUCCCAGCGGGAGGACUGGGGCCCGGCCUGGCGCGGGGGGCUGGGCCCUCUCUGGGGACACCACGCCCCCCACCCCAGCAUCCGGGAAACAACGAUGCAGUGGACGGUGGACCAGGGAGGGCUGGGGAGUUGGGGGGGAAGCGCCCUGCCCCCACUGCAGCCGGUACCACCUCUUUCCCUGCUCCCCAGCCUGUCUGGGGGACCCUGGCCCCACCCCCACCUCUCCUGCCCGGUUCCCUACCUACCUCAGCCGGGUCAGGCCAACAGGGAGGGCGGGGCCAAACUUGGCGGCCACCCCGCCCCCAACACUUUCCACCAUCCGCUGCCAAACUGGUCACUCUCCUCUCCCUGGGGGCUUCGGGUUCUGCUUGGAGCAGGGGGUCGCGGGUUUCCUGGGGAAGGGGAUACAGAGCGGGGGGCAUCCCCCUUCAGAUGCAAUAAUGCCUGUCCCCUCUCGCCACCCUGGAGUCUGCUGUGAACCCCCAGCCCGCCUGCCCCUCCACACUGGGUCUCCCUCCUGGCCCAGCCCCCCCAUGGCGGGGGGCACAGCCCGAGGCGGUGGGCUUUUUGUAUCUGAACUUGCUGUCUGGAACAUAAAAAAUCGAUCUGGCG
Messenger RNA from Lepus europaeus (European hare), 1845 nucleotides. RefSeq names its product GIPC PDZ domain containing family member 1 (gene GIPC1). The transcript has 9 exons. The record is from RefSeq and is a predicted model, not a curated record. Gene Ontology annotation, molecular function: protein binding. Lineage: Eukaryota; Metazoa; Chordata; Mammalia; Lagomorpha; Leporidae. The coding region runs from base 230 to 1231 and encodes 333 amino acids.